AUGUCCGACCUCCAUCUUGAAGUCGGUCAGCAGUAUCUCACCUUCGACUUUGACGUCACCGCUCCUAAUCUCAUUCUCGCUGGAGACAUUGGCCGACUCAUCGACUACGAGGGCUACAUCUCGUUCCUGCAAAAACAAACCGUCCGCUACGAGCGCGUAUUCCUAAUUCUUGGAAACCAUGAGUUCUACGGUCUGUCUCUCGAGGCUGGGCUCGCGAGAGCAAGGGAGCUCGAAAAUGAGUCAGUUUUGGAGGGCAGGAUGAUCCUACUUCAGCAGAAAUCCUUCGUGUUCGAUAUUGAGAGAGUUGCCGUUAUUGGCUGCUCUCUUUGGUCAUUCGUUCCCCGGGACUCGGCUCGUGCGGUGCAGGCUGUUGUGAACGACUUCAAGAAGAUUGAGAAUUGGAGUAUAGAAAAACACAAUAGCGCCCACGCCGAGGAUCUUGCAUGGCUGCGGAAGGAGGUACAGCUUCACCAGCCACACACGAAGGUCCUCAUAGUGACGCAUCAUGCUCCACUCAUCGACAAGACGGCCAGUCCGCAACACAAGGACAGCCUGGUCAAGUCGGCAUUUGCUACAGACGUGUUGUCUAAUAUGAGAGGGGGGGCUUGGAGUUCAGUCAAGUAUUGGAUAUUUGGGCAUACGCACUGGACCACGCAACUCAAGGUGAAGGGCAUACAGGUAGUGAGCAAUCAGCGCGGUUAUGUCUUCCCGGAGAGCAACUUACACCUGAAAUUGGAAACUCAGGCGCCAAAUCACAUGUUUGAUUCAAAGAUCGCAAAGGUCUCCUGGCGGUCGACAAAGCAAAAGAUGGAGGCUGGACGCCCGUAA
Messenger RNA from Diaporthe amygdali, 828 nucleotides. RefSeq names its product ser thr protein phosphatase superfamily. The record is from RefSeq and is a predicted model, not a curated record. Gene Ontology annotation, molecular function: hydrolase activity. Lineage: Eukaryota; Fungi; Ascomycota; Sordariomycetes; Diaporthales; Diaporthaceae. The transcript is spliced from 2 exons. The coding region runs from base 1 to 828 and encodes 275 amino acids.